AUGCAGCCGCUGAUUGGCUGGCCGCGGCGCAGCUUGAUGGCGUCGGGCUGGCGAGCCGCGGUCCGGGUUGCCUCACCUGGGUGAAGGCUGCCUGUGUGAGGGGGCGGGCGGCCCGAGCGUGCCGUGGGCUCGGGGAGUGGUCAGAGUAGGCCGAGUCCUCCCUACAUUUCGCCAUGAGUUUCCUUAUAGACUCCAGCAUCAUGAUUACCUCCCAGAUACUAUUUUUUGGAUUUGGGUGGCUUUUCUUCAUGCGCCAACUGUUUAAGGACUACGAGGUGCGUCAGUAUGUUGUACAGGUGAUCUUCUCUGUGACUUUUGGGUUUUCUUGUACCAUGUUUGAGCUCAUCAUCUUUGAAAUCUUAGGAGUAUUGAAUAGCAGCUCCCGUUAUUUUCACUGGAAAAUGAAUCUGUGUGUAAUUCUGCUGAUCCUGGUUUUCAUGGUGCCUUUUUACAUUGGCUAUUUUGUCGUGAGCAACAUCCAACUAUUGCAUAAACAGCGACUGGUUUUUUCCUGUCUCUUAUGGUUGACCUUUAUGUAUUUCUUCUGGAAACUAGGAGAUCCAUUUCCCAUUCUCAGCCCAAAACAUGGGAUCUUAUCCAUAGAACAGCUUAUCAGCCGAGUAGGCGUGAUUGGGGUGACUCUCAUGGCUCUCCUCUCUGGAUUUGGUGCUGUCAACUGUCCAUAUACUUACAUGUCCUACUUCCUCAGGAAUGUGACUGACACAGAUAUUCUAGCCCUGGAACGACGACUGCUCCAAACCAUGGAUAUGAUCAUAAGCAAAAAGAAAAGGAUGGCAAUGGCACGAAGAACUAUGUUCCAGAAGGGGGAGGUGCAUAACAAGCCAUCAGGAUUCUGGGGAAUGAUAAAAAGCGUUACUACUUCAGCACCAGGAAGUGAAAAUCUUACUCUUAUUCAACAGGAAGUGGAUGCUUUGGAAGAACUAAGCAGGCAGCUUUUCCUGGAAACAGCUGAUCUCUAUGCUACCAAGGAAAGAAUAGAAUACUCCAAAACUUUCAAGGGGAAAUAUUUUAAUUUUCUGGGUUACUUUUUCUCCAUUUACUGUGUUUGGAAAAUUUUCAUGGCAACCAUCAAUAUUGUUUUUGAUCGAGUUGGGAAAACUGAUCCUGUCACAAGAGGCAUUGAGAUCACUGUGAAUUAUCUGGGAAUCCAAUUUGAUGUGAAGUUUUGGUCCCAACACAUUUCCUUCAUUCUUGUUGGAAUAAUCAUUGUCACAUCCAUCAGAGGAUUGCUAAUAACUCUUACCAAGUUCUUUUAUGCCAUCUCCAGCAGUAAGUCCUCCAAUGUCAUUGUCCUGCUAUUAGCACAGAUAAUGGGCAUGUACUUUGUCUCCUCUGUGCUGCUGAUACGAAUGAGUAUGCCUCUAGAAUACCGCACCAUCAUCACUGAAGUCCUUGGGGAACUGCAGUUCAACUUCUAUCACCGUUGGUUUGAUGUGAUCUUCCUGGUCAGCGCUCUCUCCAGCAUACUUUUCCUCUAUUUGGCUCACAAACAGGCACCAGAGAAGCAUAUGGCACCUUGAAUUCAUCCCAGUUAUAUGGACUGUUAGAGACCAGUGGUGUCAGAAUUUGGAUGUAAGAAUGGGGGAGAAGGAGGGGACCAAGGCCUAAUAUUUUUGAAACAAAAUGCUGUGGUAGCAUAUUUUACCUCCAGCAUACUCCUUCUUCCUCAGAUGAUACUGUGAUCAUGAGGAGCAUCAGCUAAGAACAUUGAAAGGGAGAACUCAGAAUCCAAGGCAAUACUCAGCAGAAAACAUCCUGUGUGGAUUUACGGCUGGUAUAGCUCGUGGAGAGGGAAGGAGUGAAAAGAGCCAAGAAACUAGGGGAGAAAAUACACUGGAACUCUGGGCAAGAGAUGUCUGUGACAGCUGGGCCAAACACAUAGGCUUUUUUUAAGUCAGGGUUCACACGGAGGUGGUCAUGGCUUUCCCUUGAGAGUGUCAUAAAAAAAAAAAAAAUCAAAGAUUGUAACAUGUUGGUCUUGCGUUCAUUUUAUCAGGCAUAGCUUGCUAUUAUGCUUAUGCUAACAUGAGUCAGCAUCCCUCCCCCUAGCCCCUGCCCUAUUAAAAUAACCAAGAGCUUAUGUUUUCUGGGAAAGGGAUGGUAUGCAACUGAAAUAGAUUCUACCA
Molecule: messenger RNA, 2147 nt
Organism: Microcebus murinus (gray mouse lemur)
Lineage: Eukaryota; Metazoa; Chordata; Mammalia; Primates; Cheirogaleidae
Product: Golgi pH regulator
Biological process (GO): intracellular pH reduction
Cellular component (GO): Golgi cisterna membrane
Molecular function (GO): voltage-gated monoatomic anion channel activity
Source: RefSeq, a predicted model, not a curated record